Messenger RNA from Homalodisca vitripennis (glassy-winged sharpshooter), 836 nucleotides. RefSeq names its product activator of basal transcription 1-like. The transcript has 4 exons. Bases 140 to 805 code for a protein of 221 amino acids. NCBI's taxonomy places the organism in Eukaryota, Metazoa, Arthropoda, Insecta, Hemiptera, Cicadellidae. The record is from RefSeq and is a predicted model, not a curated record. Gene Ontology annotation, cellular component: nucleolus. Gene Ontology annotation, biological process: endonucleolytic cleavage in ITS1 to separate SSU-rRNA from 5.8S rRNA and LSU-rRNA from tricistronic rRNA transcript (SSU-rRNA, 5.8S rRNA, LSU-rRNA); endonucleolytic cleavage in 5'-ETS of tricistronic rRNA transcript (SSU-rRNA, 5.8S rRNA, LSU-rRNA); endonucleolytic cleavage to generate mature 5'-end of SSU-rRNA from (SSU-rRNA, 5.8S rRNA, LSU-rRNA). Gene Ontology annotation, molecular function: RNA binding.
AUUUUGGCAUGUACGUGUUGAGGUUAGGUUUAAGGUUAUACGCAGUAUACUAAUUCAAGUUUAACUUAAGUGUUUCUAUGUAAGAAAAUUGAAGCCCAGCGAACACAAUCAGAUAACUCACUAAAAAUAUUGUUAGAAAAUGAGUGAUGAAGGUCAUCCCAGUUCUUUGGAGGUUGUUGGUGAUGAAGACAGCAAGGUUAGGAAGACAAAGAAAAAGAAAUUGCUCAAGAAAGGUAUAAUAUAUGUUUCAACAAUACCACCAUUCAUGAAUGUAACGAAGAUAACAGAGAUCAUGAGUCAAUAUGGUGAAGUUGGGAGAGUUUUCCUUCAACCUGCUAAGUCAAAGAAACCAGGAAACAAACCUUCUAAACACUUCACUGAAGGCUGGGUGGAAUUUUUGAGUAAAAGAGUUGCUAAGGAAGUUGCAGCUAAUCUGAAUAAUACUAUGAUCGGUGGAAGAAAGAAAAGCCGAUAUUAUGAUUAUAUAUGGAAUUUGAAGUAUCUUCCUAGAUUCAAAUGGGUUCAUCUGAAUGAGAGGUUAGAGUAUGAGAGAGCUGUUCUGAAACAACGACUGAGAACUGAAAUAGAACAAGCCAAACGGGAAUCCAGUCACUUUGCCCACACCAUUGAACUGAGUGAGAAGUUGAAGAAGAGAAAGGUUAAAACCCAAGAACCUGUUACAAGUGAAAAGAUUCAACGGUUUGAUACGUUUAAGCAGAGGAAGACUGAAGAAGAAAUCUUGAAGAAGAAGAAGCAAGUUAAACCAGACAGGACAGAGUUCUUACAAAACUUAUUUGUUAAAUAAUUUUGUUAUUAAAAUGUGCCUUUUUAUAAUA